CGGACGCUCCGAGACCUCGGGAGGCGCCGUAGUUGCCCCGGAGAAAGGAGGAGGUCGGCUGUCUGGGGGCUGCUAUGGUGCUGAUUUUCCUGGCAGAGCCGACCGAGCCGAGGCGGUCGCGGCCAUGAAGGCGGGUGCCACGUCUAUGUGGGCUUCAUGCUGUGGGCUGCUGAAUGAAGUCAUGGGAACUGGAGCUGUCAGGGGCCAGCAGUCAGGAUUUCCAGGAGGCACUGGGCCGUUCCGAUUCACACCAAACUCCGAUUUUUCUUCCUACCCACCAGCAGCUGCGGAAGGGCCUAAUAUAACCUGCAAAGCCUGUGGACUUGCGUUUUCAGUCUUUAGAAAGAGGCAUGUGUGUUGUGAGUGCAAGAAGGAUUUCUGUUCCGUUUGCUCGAUCUCCCAAGAAAACCUCCGUCGCUGCUCCACCUGCCACUUGCUACAGGAGACGGCCUUUCAGCGGCCACAGCUGAUGCGCCUGAGGGUGAAGGACCUGCGCCAGUACCUCAUCCUGCGGAACAUCCCCACCGACACCUGUCGCGAGAAGGAAGACCUGGUGGACCUGGUACUGUGCCAUCACGGACUGGGCUCUGAGGACGACCUGGACACCAGCAGCCUCAAUUCUUCCCGCUCUCGGACAUCCAGCUUUUUUACCGAGUCCCUGUUUUCACACUACACAGCCCCCUCCGCCACCGAGUCCUCCUUCCUGGGAGAACCUGUGGGUGGAGGCCACACCUCCAGGUCUGGAGCCCUGGCACAGGCACAGAGUGAGGCGGCAGCAAACACGGAAGAUGACGAUGAUGAUGAGGACGAGGACGACGACGAGGAUGAUGACGACGACAACUUGGAGGAGCAGACACCUGGGCUCUCCCGGAAGAGGGCGAGAGCCUCGCUGUCCGACCUGUCCAGCCUAGAGGAGGUGGAGGGCAUGAGUGUGCGCCAGCUCAAGGAGAUCCUGGCCCGCAACUUCGUCAACUACUCCGGCUGCUGCGAGAAGUGGGAGCUGGUGGAGAAGGUCAACAGGCUGUACAAGGAGAAUGAGGAGAACCAGAAGUCAUACGGUGAGCGGCUGCAGCUGCAGGAUGAUGAGGACGACAGCUUGUGCCGCAUCUGCAUGGACGCUGUCAUCGACUGCGUCCUGCUCGAGUGUGGGCACAUGGUCACCUGCACCAAGUGCGGCAAGCGCAUGAGCGAGUGUCCCAUCUGCCGGCAGUACGUGGUGCGGGCGGUGCAUGUGUUCAAGUCCUGAGACCGCGACUGCCUGGCUCCAUCCCACACAUUUCUGUGUGCAGAGCGACUGGAAACUCACUGUUCAAAGGCAGAAGCUAUUUUUAAAAGUUACUUUCAUCACUAAUGGUGAUGGGACAGGCCGGUUUCCUGAGUGGAAGACACAGCGGUCCAUGCCGCGGGCCUGUGGACACUGAGCCAUGUUCUGCCAGGCCUGUCCCUUGUCCCCGGAACUGGUGACCCUGUGCAGCAUCCUGUCCUGACCCUCCCCGCCCUGUGUGGACACUUUUGUGUUACUGGAAGGGGUGAACUCAGUCGUGGUGCUGAUGGGGCACGCACCACGUGGCAGACCUGCGACAUUCCCUGUAGUCGUCACGUGUAUUUUAAAUGCCAACGCUUGAUGAAUGUAAGUCUCCACACCGUUGCUAUUCCUGCAGUUCAGCCUAAUUGGGAACCAACAUUCUGUAGUCAACUGCCAGGGCCUUAGACUAAACAUGUCCAUUUCUGUUCAGGUACAGCUUUUUAUAGCAAGGGCUGCCUCUAGCUUCUUACGUUCCAAGAGUGUGUGCUGCGUUCUCAUUAAUGUAUGAUCAGUUUACACUAUUUUGUAGAGUGAAGCUGUAUUUUUCGUGCUAUGUGCUAGAUAAUUUCAACU
Molecule: messenger RNA, 1879 nt
Organism: Fukomys damarensis (Damara mole-rat)
Lineage: Eukaryota; Metazoa; Chordata; Mammalia; Rodentia; Bathyergidae
Gene: Rnf34
Product: ring finger protein 34
Exons: 6
Coding region: 125-1246 (373 amino acids)
Biological process (GO): negative regulation of extrinsic apoptotic signaling pathway via death domain receptors; protein K48-linked ubiquitination; proteasome-mediated ubiquitin-dependent protein catabolic process
Cellular component (GO): cytoplasm; plasma membrane
Molecular function (GO): ubiquitin protein ligase activity
Source: RefSeq, a predicted model, not a curated record